Owenia fusiformis is the source of this 1071-nucleotide messenger RNA. The record is from the annotation of a GenBank genome assembly. NCBI's taxonomy places the organism in Eukaryota, Metazoa, Annelida, Polychaeta, Sabellida, Oweniidae.
CCAUCUUUGACAUGUUUGAAUUUACUUUUUAAAGUUUUCAAAAUUCUGACAUGUUUUCAGACGAUUAAGCAAUAAUCAGGAAUAGAGUACAAUGUCAAUAUCAGAGACAGACCCUGGUGUGAGCUCUUCAGACACGGAGGGAAGAAAAGAACUUAACAUGCAUUUAUUCAAUGAGGAAUAUGAGACACAGUAUUUCGGUUUCACCCCUAAAUCAUUCAGUGAUGGAGUAUAUAACUCCUUUGUGGAUUAUCUGUAUGAGGAUGUGAUUGUGUUAGAGGAGUAUAUGUCCCAGGAGUUCAAUAACCUGAUGAACAGAGAACAAAUAAGGGAAGCUGCUCAUAAAGUUAUUCCAGUUUUCACAAAGGCUUUUGACAAGGCAUUCAAUAAACUUGAGAGGUAUUUGUUGGAGAACAUACUGCACAUUCCAGACAAUGUGUUACUAGAAGAGGACAAAGCGCAAAGCAAGCAGUACACUGAGAGAGAAAAUGAAGUCAUAGAUGAAGACAUCAAACAGCUAAAACAAAAAAUACUGAAUGCAAAGUACAUGAAUGCAGCUCUUAAAAGGGGUAUCAAAGAUAUAGAACAGGUUCAAGCACAUAUAGAUGCCAUGUCAGCACAUUUAGACACAUUGAAUAAAGUGUGCAAAGAUGCAGGAGUUCCUGAUACUGCUGAGACGAUGAAGUUUUUAACAGAAAAGGUUUCAAAAAUGCAAGAAAUGAUAAAAAAAUACAACAGAUAUUCCAAAUAUGGGGUCAACAGUACCAAGUUCAACUACAGAUAUACAAACUAUGAAAGAUAAUAUAGUUGAACUGCAUACGUGAGAUUCAAUAUGUUUUAACCACAUUAUACUCCAAUGCCCAAGGGCAGGCAAAAACAAAAAGUUGCAUAAUGCCUGAAGGAUGUACUGUGUUGGCCCUUAGCCAGGGGGGCUCAAAAAUUCUUUCAAAAUCAUGCAGUUUUUCACCACCUUGAGCACUUUUCAAGUGAUUUUGACCAUUUUUGAACCAAUGUUGACAAAAGUGAACCUUCUUGGAAUUUCAAAAAUGAACAAAUCCUGGCUUCAGGCAUGGG